AUGGCAAAGUAUAAGAAAUGCCGACGAAAACGAAGAGCCAGAACAAAAUUUCUACUGGAAAAAAAAGGAGAUGCUGCAAAUCCCCAGGACCUCAGUUGUCCUUCUCCACAGUCAGCAAGUGAUCCGAAUAUGCCGUCUGUCCCAAGCCACCUGUCCUCACUCUGGUCAUUAGCCUUUCCUGGUGUAAAAAAUGUGGUAAAACCCUUUACAACAACAGCAUCACUUCUGUAUUGUUGGUGCCAGCACACGGUUGCACAGAGUUUUAGGGUGGUUAAAGACACCAUAUUUCCUUCACAAAUCUACCUAAAGGAGCUAAAUACGCUCAAAGAGCAGCUGGAAAAGUUGGAAACUGAAUUUUCCAGACUACAAGGAAUACUCCAGAUUAAUGGAAUGGCAGCUUUGUCUUCAGAGAAUUCUUUUUGUCAAAGGUGUAAUAAGGCAGCUCUGGGUGCUCCUGCACAAAUGCAGAUGGGCCCGCUCUCAUCAGGAUCUGGGCCUUCCACAACACAGCUGCAGCCCGUGUCUGCUCCUCCUCCACCACCACCACCACCACCCCUGCCAAAACUGCCUCCAGCACCUCUCCCCUUCAAACGGGUCAACGGCUCUAAAGCCCUUCUGGGACCAUCACUCAAAAAAGAUGGGCCGAUGCAGAUCACUCUCAAAGAUCUCCUGAACGUUAAACUGAAGAAGACGGACAGUGGAGAACACGUGGAUAAACAGAUGAUGGCAGAAUCGCCAGUGAAGACACGCAGGGCAUUAAUUACCGUCUCAGAUUUACAGGGUCUCAGUCUGAGACCUAAAUCCAAGCCAUCAGUUCGCGUUACAAACCCCUUAUUCACCCCUCCUAAAAAUCUGUUAGAUCUUCGAAAACAUCUGAAGAAAGUCAAUGUACAAAGAAGUCCUGGUGGCACUCCACUAAACAGUAAAGAAAACAUUGAAUGUGGGUCUGGGUUGACACCAAUAAUGACACAGGCACUACGGCGUAAAUUUCAGAUGGCUCAUCCAAAGAGCCCCUCGCCAGCCGGGGUCAGUGCCGCGAGCAGCUUUGAUGAACACAAUAGUGGGUUUAUCUUUGUUACUGUGAACGAUCUCGCCGGUAACGACGGCUGCCAAGCAAAGCCGCAGCUGAGAACUCCAGUAGAAAGGCUGCACCUUUACACAAGCGAUUUAAUUGCCUGUGCGUGGAUGGAGGAAGAAAUCAGCGUGGAUGGAGCGCGGGUCCUCGUGGCGCAGCGCUGCCCCGCUGUGGUCUGA
This is a messenger RNA of Eurypyga helias (sunbittern), 1254 nucleotides long. It is a transcript of the gene PRR11, whose product is annotated as proline rich 11. Gene Ontology annotation, cellular component: cytoplasm; nucleus. Bases 1 to 1254 code for a protein of 417 amino acids. The record is from RefSeq and is a predicted model, not a curated record. NCBI's taxonomy places the organism in Eukaryota, Metazoa, Chordata, Aves, Eurypygiformes, Eurypygidae. The transcript is spliced from 10 exons.